Molecule: messenger RNA, 2005 nt
Organism: Acomys russatus (golden spiny mouse)
Lineage: Eukaryota; Metazoa; Chordata; Mammalia; Rodentia; Muridae
Gene: Nipa2
Product: NIPA magnesium transporter 2
Exons: 7
Coding region: 361-1440 (359 amino acids)
Biological process (GO): magnesium ion transport
Cellular component (GO): membrane
Molecular function (GO): magnesium ion transmembrane transporter activity
Source: RefSeq, a predicted model, not a curated record
AACUUCCCGCGGGACGUCGCCGGAGGCAGUGGCCGUGUGCGCGCAGGAGCGAGCUGCCUGCGUGGGGGUGUGAGCGGACACCCGGGUCGCGUCCCGGAGGGAGCCGCGUCGCCCGCCGGCCUGCGACUGCUCUAAAGUAGCUACUUCCUGGUGGAGCCACUCUGCCAUGGUUAAAUACUUUAAAUGGGAAUAAAGGAUAGCAUUUCCAAGAAAAUGAGGAGGAAUGAAUCGUCUCUGUUUUUUAAAAGAAAGACCACAUUAAACUUAUAUAUUUGAAGACUGUAUCAUCCUGUCUCCAGUACAAGCAGGUUCUCUGUUCUGUGAUCAAUGUCAUUCACAGGAACUUAAGUAACAAACGAAAUGAGCCUGGGGCGUGGAAAAUAUGACUUUUAUAUCGGUCUGGGAUUGGCUAUGACCUCCAGCAUUUUCAUUGGAGGGAGUUUUAUUUUGAAAAAGAAAGGCCUUCUGCGACUUGCCAGGAAAGGCUCCAUGAGAGCAGGUCAAGGUGGCCAUGCAUAUCUUAAGGAGUGGUUGUGGUGGGCUGGACUGCUGUCAAUGGGAGCUGGCGAGGUGGCCAACUUUGCUGCAUAUGCAUUUGCUCCAGCCACACUAGUGACUCCACUAGGUGCACUCAGCGUCCUUGUAAGUGCCAUUCUUUCUUCAUACUUCCUAAAUGAAAGACUUAAUCUUCAUGGGAAAAUUGGAUGUUUGCUAAGUAUUCUAGGGUCUACAGUUAUGGUCAUUCAUGCUCCAAAGGAAGAGGAGAUUGAGACCUUAAAUGAAAUGUCACAUAAGUUAGGUGAUCCAGGUUUUGUGGUCUUUGCAACAUUUGUGGUCAUUGUGGCCUUGAUAUUCAUCUUUGUGGUGGGACCUCGACACGGACAAACAAACAUUCUUGUGUAUAUAACAAUCUGCUCUGUGAUUGGAGCAUUUUCAGUCUCCUGUGUGAAGGGUUUGGGCAUCACCAUCAAAGAGUUGUUGGCUGGAAAGCCUGUUCUGCAGCACCCCCUGGCCUGGAUUCUGCUGCUUAGCCUUGUGGUCUGUGUGAGCACACAAAUUAAUUACCUAAACCGAGCUCUGGACAUCUUCAACACUUCCAUAGUGACUCCAAUAUAUUAUGUGUUCUUUACAACUUCAGUUUUGACUUGUUCAGCUAUUCUUUUUAAAGAAUGGCAAGAUAUGCCUGUUGAUGAUGUCAUUGGGACCUUGAGUGGCUUCUUCACAAUCAUUGUGGGGAUAUUUUUGUUGCAUGCCUUUAAAGAUGUCAAUUUUAGUCUAGCAAAUCUGCCCGUAUCUCUUCGAAAAGAUGAAAAGGCAGUGAAUGGCAAUCUUUCUAAUAUGUAUGAAGUUCUUAAUAAUAAUGAGGAAGGCUUAUCCUGUGGAAUUGAACAUACCGGUGAAAAUAUCUCCCGUAGAAAUGGAAACCUGACAUCUUUUUAAGGAUAUGAUUGAAAAGUUAACCUGUAAUUCUGUUAUAAAGUGACUUUUGAGUACCAGAAUGUAUCUGAAAAAAUUGUCCUCAAAUAAUGUCCUCUAAAGACAAUCUUUUUUAAGUUUUCACUAAUUUGGAUCAAGAAAUUACUUUUCUUAUAUUUAAACAAUGGUAGCUCACUAAAAUGACCUCAGUACAUGGCUAAUUUCUAAUAUUGUAUAAAGGUAUUUUACAUUUUUAUUCAUUCUCCAGAAAUCUAAAUGCACUAAUGACAAGUUUAAGGCUAUAAAAAUGUUUUAUUUUUUUCAUUGGUGAUCAACAUUAAAAUGUGCAUUGUGACCCUAUCACAUCAAUCCCUCAUCAUACUAAGGCUUGCUGAUUAUAAAUGUGUGUGUAUGAGAUUCCAAGAAAAUAAUUCUCAGGUGGUGAUUUGUCACCCCAAUCUCGUUUCCUACGCACAUUUGAUGGCUUCCUUUUGGAAAACACCACUGUCAGUACUUGCUGUGUCCAUAGUGACUAGAGUUCUGUCAUCAUAUGUGAGCUCUUGGACCUUCCCAGUGUGUGUUCAUAAUG